Sander lucioperca (pikeperch) is the source of this 1403-nucleotide messenger RNA. RefSeq lists its product as uncharacterized. The transcript is spliced from 2 exons. The record is from RefSeq and is a predicted model, not a curated record. The coding region runs from base 363 to 1313 and encodes 316 amino acids. NCBI's taxonomy places the organism in Eukaryota, Metazoa, Chordata, Actinopteri, Perciformes, Percidae.
UGGGAAAUGCACUCUGGGGGAGGACUCUCAUUUGGACCUCCCCAAUGUCUACCAUGGUUACACCCUUGCACAGAUACUGGGGUAGGACACUACUAUUUAAGAAGGCAGUCAUGGUACACAUAAGAUGAGAGUAAAUAUUAAACAGUGACCUUCAAUGGAAACAACACUACAAUGAAAAUUUGAAUUUAGAAAUGUGGGCACACAUACAUAAGGAGGAAUGACGUAAUUUAACUAGUAUUUUAACCACCAGCAAUACUUGAUUAGCCAGUUUAAUCUACAUGGAAACAGUAACCUAAAAAGAUUGACACCUACUGCACACGAACACAGAGAUCAGAUACCUGACGGCAGCAAUCUAACACAGGAUGAGGAAGAUUUCUGCAAGAGUCACAAGUUGCUGCGUAGCUCUGUUCUUCACCCUGACUUCUGUGUCGGCUGUACAGAAAAAGCUCAAUUCAAUCAAUGCUUUGAAGAAAAUCAACUAUGGCCAGUCUGUGCCCAAACACAGUCUUGUGCUGCUCUACUGGUUUGCCAACACAGUUGACAUUGACGAGAACAAUGUCAUAAGGCUGACCUUUGACCCAAACAGUGGAGAUUAUGGCUCACAUCAUUAUGGCAACUAUGAGGGGCUGUUAGACCCACUGCCUCGAGGAAAUAGAUACCGAUACUACACUAUUGGCAAUCUCAAUCGUGAAACCUCCAUUCCUCUUCCACCUUAUGUUGUCCGUCCCCCAACAGGGUAUGUGGGAGGAAACAGGGACAGGAUCAUAAUUCGUGUCAGGGAGCAGAACAUAGUAGGGCAAGCUUUGCAGAUAGAUCAAGUGUAUAUCACACAGCAUAUUCAACAUCAGGUGACAUAUGAUCCAGAUCAUACCUACCAGAUCACUACUAACCUCUUGAGACAGAUCAGAGAGUUUUCUGUGGGAGACAACCAACAGCCAAUGCAGUAUCUCAGAAGCCUCUAUGGAAGUAACGCUGAUGUUUUACACAUCAGAAACACAUGGGGUGAACUUGCUUGCCUUGGACUGCUGUUGUUUAUUGUGAUCCAGGAAAGGUACUCCUUUAACCAACACAACAACAGAACAGAAAACAACCACACACCUCAAAACAACAACAGACCGGAAAACAACUACAGACCAGAAAACUGCAGACCAGAAAACUGCAGACCAGAAAACUGCAGACCAGAAAACUGCAGACCAGAAAACUGCAGACCAGAAAACUGCAGACCAGAAAAUGUUUGGAAUGAUGAUGCUUUGGUUAUCUGCAUUAUUUCUUGUAUUUGGUUUAUUUUGUUUAUGUAUUCUUGGAUUUUUUAAUACACUGGGAAAGUACAUGGCAAUAAAUUAGGGACAUUAAUUAAUAUUGUUUAAACCAAGGUGUGAUGGUGCUGCUUUUCAAGGAUGACG